UUCAUGAACAGUUUCAUGGAGUUUGAUCUAUGCCAGACACCUUACCAGAACAACCAAAUUACCCAUUUUGAGUUCAAAGACUUUCAAGAUUUCCGCGGUGGUGAUAUGGGCUUUUGGGAUUUUAACAUUCCAUCAUUUUUCGACGAUAUCGUGAUGGAUACUAAGGUGGAGAUCAUGAAUUCUUCUUCAGAUCAUCAUUUGGAGAGUGUUGGAGGAAGUUUGGCAAGUAAUAAUGAAGUUCAAGAAUUUGCUGCAAUUGAGAGAGAGGAGGUGAAAAGGCAAAGUUGUGGAAAUGGAAAAUCAAAAUGUGCAGCAUUGGAAUUGGAUGAGAUUCAAAAGUAUUUUGAUGUUCCAAUAACUAAAGCUGCCAAGGAGUUGAAAGUUGGAUUGACAGUGUUGAAGAAGAGAUGCAGAGAACUGAAUAUAAUGAGGUGGCCACAUCGUAAGAUCAAGAGCUUGAAGUCCCUCAUUGACAAUGUCAAGGAGUUGGGAUUGACAAGGGAAAUAGAGAUGUUAGAAGAGCAUAGAAGGAUGGUAGAGAAGCUGCCAGAACUUGAAUUGACAGAGAGAACCAAGAAGCUUCGGCAAGCCUGCUUCAAGGCCAAUUACAAGAAGAGAAGGUCUCUUGCUUCUCUUUCUAAUUAAAUCUUUGAUAUAAUA
Messenger RNA from Camellia sinensis, 660 nucleotides. It is a transcript of the gene RKD4, whose product is annotated as RWP-RK domain-containing protein. The record is from RefSeq and is a predicted model, not a curated record. Lineage: Eukaryota; Viridiplantae; Streptophyta; Magnoliopsida; Ericales; Theaceae. Gene Ontology annotation, molecular function: DNA-binding transcription factor activity.